Molecule: messenger RNA, 825 nt
Organism: Lindgomyces ingoldianus
Lineage: Eukaryota; Fungi; Ascomycota; Dothideomycetes; Pleosporales; Lindgomycetaceae
Exons: 6
Coding region: 1-825 (274 amino acids)
Source: RefSeq, a predicted model, not a curated record
AUGAACAUCGAUAUCGCCCUCUCAACUGGAACUAGUAUUCCAAGGUUUUUCCAUCCACUCAAGGAUUGGCAGGGCCUCAAUCUCCGCGCUACCCAGUCCCACAUGCGGGCGGGGUUUCUCUUGUCCACCAUAUCCUCGAUGAAAUAUCGGAGUCCAGAUCAACAAUUCUCGACUUAUCCCCUCCACAACACCGUGCUAGUGGAAAAUCUUCCUCAUAGAGAGCAGCGCCAAUACGCAGAGAAUCGGCACCUCAUACAGGCCGUCUUUUGUUACGAGCUGGGUGGAAUCUUCCGUCGAUUCACCUGUGGCCUCGCUGUGAGUCAAAUCCGUACGAUCUCGCCGCCUCUUGCUCGAUCGUUACUUCUCAGUGUCUUCCUGUCGUGUGGACGGUUUUUAUAUUCGGCGAAAAUGCCUCGCCUUCGAUAUCUUGCCGUUAAAGCCGUUGCCACAUACGUAAGUCGUCUUGGAGUUGCACGCAAAAGGUGUCCUAGUCCUCGCGUCCCCUUGUCAUAUGGUUCUACAGCGGCUAAGGCCACUGCUGGCAGAGUGGCAGAUUGGAUGGAGUGGGCCGAUGGUGCUUGUAGUAACGAGGUGGUAACAGGUCUGAAACUUUUGGAGGAUCUGGGCUUCAUUGACCAUAGUUGUAUUCGAUACCCAGUAUGGACAUAUGUCUUGGCGCCAAGGGUUGAUAACAAAGCUCACAUAUUCUCGCCCCGAAAGCUUCAUCCUUCGAGGUCGAGUGUUCGAGCGCACUUGAAGUUGAGCUCUUUCUUGCCAAUGGUGGAUUCCAACUGGUCGCGUUAUCCUCGAGUUCUUGAAAGCUGA